GGCGUUUGUUUACUUCCGGUUGUGACAUGGUUGUGAAACUCGGCGAGCCUGAGUUUGUUUUCAACUAUCAUGACGAAUUUGAACCCCACUUAACCAAUAUAAAAGUAUGCCACGUUCAAAAAGUGUCAUAGAUAAAAAAGAAAAAGGUGGUCAGAAGCGAAUGGGCGAUUUCUUCUCCAAAUGUGUAACUGUAGAUUCAAAUAACAGUUCAGAAAAGGAAACACAUAAGAAAGGCAAAGAGCAAGUCAUUACAAGUAAGAGUGAAUCAAAACUCAAGAUAAAUACAGGAAAGAAAACAGCAGAAAAGAAGGACAGUGAUCUUGCUAAAGGAGGAAGUUUGAAGCGUAAACAUACAGGAGAGAGGAUGUUUGGCUACUCUUGGACCCGGCAGGCACAGAAGGACACAGAGGACUAUAGGAAUGGAUACCCAGGCAAAAGUGAUGAUCCUGAACAAGAUUUGAACUACAUGUUCUACACAAACGAAAUUAAAUCUCGUCCAGAUGGAGACUACAUAGACAAUAUCCAUGCUGACUGGUGGGGAAAGUACAAUAAGCUGGAACGUCAUCAUGGAUAUAUCCAGUGGUUGUUCCCGAUUCGUGAACAAGGUUUAAACUGGGAAGCACAGGAACUACAGCUUCAUGAAAUUGAGAAAAUAAACAAGGACAAGAAAGCACCAAGGCGCAUCCUCACAUCUUAUAAAAUGAUGCUAGACUUCUAUGGCAUGAAGCUUGACAAUGACCAAGAUGGCAACAUUGUCAGGGCAGACAACUGGGAAGAUAGAUUUCACCAUCUUAACAGAUCCUUCCAUAAUUACCUUCGGAUAACUCGAAUCCUAAAAUGCUUGGGAGAAUUUGGAUAUGAGCGUUUGAAGGCCAACUUUGUGAAGUUCGUUUUACACGAGGGUUUAGUUGAAGAAACCCUUCCAAAUUUGAUUGAAAGCUGCAUGAAAUAUUGGAUUGGUGUUUUGAAAAAUGAUGACGAAAGGAAAGGCAUGUUUGAAUACUAUGAAGAGCUAUGUAAAAAGCUGGAGGAUAAAAAGCCGUCACCCAAAUCUUCGAAACAGGAAGCAAAAACAGGUUCUCCUAUAGGUGAGAAAUCGGAAACAGUCAAAUAUUAUGAGAAUGAGUUAUCUGAUGAAGAAGAUGGUUCACUGGAAUAUGCUGUGAAUUUAAUUGAUGAUCCCACGAAUGAUAGUCAAAUGAAAAGUAAAAGCAAGGAUCACGAGCUUUCUGAUGAAGAGAAAAUUGGUGAGGAAAGUCAAGAAAUUAAACACUUGAAUACAGAAACUGGAAGCGAUGAAGUAAAUGAGACUGACGUAGUUGAAGAAAAAUUAAAUAUCAAUGUUGCCAAAAAUGAAGUUGAUGGAAAUGAUAUUAAUGAAAAUGCUAGUGGUGCAUGUCAUGCCAUUGCUGAAGUGAAACUGGCAACAUUACAGACUAAAGCCAUAAAGUGUGAAAUGGACUGUGAGACGCUUGUUAACAACUUAGGAUAUGCAAACAAGGGUCAAAAUGUUGAAAAGUUGCAUACAGAAAAUAAUGCUAAACAGCAACAAUCUUCUGAAAUGGCAAGACCAGAAGUGAAGGAAGAUGCAGUUACUGAUAUUGUAAAUGAUCAGGAUUUAGUAAAAGCUAAAAGUAGAAAUGGUGCUGAAAUUGAAGAUACCCAUGAAUCAAAGAACAGUUUAGAAAACGGCAAAGAUGUUGGAGAAGAUAAGAAAAUUGAUAAAGAGGAAGAAAAUAAAUGUAAGCAAGAAUCGGCUAAAGAUGGAGAGCAGAAAAGUGAAAAUAAUGACGCGGAACAUGAUGCAACUGUAUCAGAAACAAGCAAUGAAAGCCAAUGUAGUGAGAAUAAAAAAACUCAGAAAGCUGAAUUUGAUGAAAGCUCAUUGAUUCACAAAGAACGUAGAAAAGAGACUCAAUCAGAUAAAAGUAAUGAAAGUAAAUUAGAUGGAGAGGUGGACACUUCUGAUGUUAUAAUGGUAUAUUCAGACACAUUGGAAAAUCAAAAUAAUUCAGCAAAUACAGGGGUGGAGACAGAUACUUCCGCUUCUGUCACAGAUAUUAAAGCUGCGACAAAGCAAGGCAACUCAGAAACAGAAUUAAUGGAAGAAGAAGCGGCUAUACAAGAAAACUUACCUGAGGCAAUGGAUACAGCUUAAGUUGACGAUAUUUGAAAUUCAAUUUAAGAAUACUGAUUAAAAGUGAUUUUGUUCGAAUAUAUCAUUUGUAUAGAUAAAUUAAAUUUAAAUGUUUGUUUAUGAUGACAAUUUUAUUCCGGCUGUUUCACCUUAACAUGUAAAUGUUCUACUUGUAAAAAAAACGCCAUAUAAAUGUAUGUUACUUUAACCUUUUCUACAUUGUAAAUGAAUUGGUUUAUGAUAAAAGGUUAAGCAUA
Molecule: messenger RNA, 2394 nt
Organism: Dreissena polymorpha
Lineage: Eukaryota; Metazoa; Mollusca; Bivalvia; Myida; Dreissenidae
Product: opioid growth factor receptor-like protein 1
Exons: 7
Coding region: 107-2158 (683 amino acids)
Cellular component (GO): membrane
Molecular function (GO): opioid growth factor receptor activity
Source: RefSeq, a predicted model, not a curated record